Messenger RNA from Bradysia coprophila, 1774 nucleotides. RefSeq names its product transient receptor potential cation channel protein painless-like. The record is from RefSeq and is a predicted model, not a curated record. Lineage: Eukaryota; Metazoa; Arthropoda; Insecta; Diptera; Sciaridae.
CGAGAAUAUAGUCAUUUCACAGUGAUGGGUCAUGGAGACGAGGAUAGUGAAAUUGUUAAAUUGAAUAGUCAAAAAAUUGCAGAUGUUCCAGAACCAUCUGGACGUCAAUUUGAUAAAAAGACUUUGGCUCAACUUCGCUAUGAAUUCGACAGGUCCAUAAAACUUGAUGAGACGUCCGGUGACAUCAUCAUUGAUUUAAGUCCAUUUUUCAAGGUUUGUUAUUCGGAUGAAUACAAAAGAGAAAUGACAGUGUUGAAAAGAAUUACAAAAUGUAAAAAAUUGCAUGAAUUAUUCGAGCAUCCGAUUCCCAGACUAUUUCUGAAUUUGAAAUGGAACAAAGCGGCAAAAGUUUUUUAUUUAAAUUUGAUGAUUCUGUCUGUGUUCAUUGUCUCAAUGAUUGGCUACAUGAUUUAUUAUCAUUCAAUAGCCAGCGAUGAAUUGAGAGAUAUAAGCGGCGCACUUUCAUUUUGGAAAUGGAUUUGUAAGAUCGUUAUAGUCUAUCUGGUUGCGCGUGAGCUGUGUCAAUUUUAUUUAAACUUUCAAGGUCAUUUGGGCUUGUUAAAUUUAAUGGAAAUAAUCUUAAUUUACUUUGGAGUAGAAGUUUUCUUUUUACCAGAAAAAAUCGAUAUUAAAUCGAGAAAAAUUCGUCACGUCGCUUUAAUAUUGUUAUGCACUUACGAGCUCCUACAUAUCCUUUCCAAAAUACGUCUAGCAUCACUUUCUACCUACAUUGCUAUUUUCAAUCGAGCAAUGAAUACGUUCAUGAAAGUGCUCGUUUUAUAUUCGCUUGUGAUCAUUGCCUUUGCUACUUCGUUCCAUAUAUUGUUCGUAAGAAAUGAUAAGAAGCUUCACGAAGAAGAAUACUUUCACAAUUUUCAAACAUUUCCGAUUGCAUUAUUACGGACAAUUGUGAUGAUGAUUGGUGAGUUUGAUGCCGACGAUCUUAAAUUGAAUUCCAGCACUGGGAUCAUUUUCUUUUUGUUUAUUAUUGUUUGCACAAUAAUUUUGUUGAAUCUUCUCACUGCUCUAACAAUAAGCGACACCCAAGAAAUAAUUAGCGAAGGUAGACUUUUUGAGCGUAUUCAGCGCGUGAAAAUUCUGUAUUUCUACGAAAAAUGCACACGAAAUUUAAUAAAUCGAGAGAAAUUUUUGUUUUUUCGAAUUCCAAAGUGUUUGAAGAAAAUGGAGAGAUCCUUAGGAUUGGAAAUUUAUAGUAGAAUUUUUAACAUUUGGCCUCAAUUAUCGAACAGUGGUACGAUUAUCAUACGAACGGCGAAUAAUAAUCGAAUUCUUGUUCGAGAAUCAAAUGACUUGGAAACGGAAAUACCAAAUCCGAACUUCGUAUUUCAGGCAUUUGUUCCUAAAUUUAUUAAAACUAGCAAAUUGAGCGAAAAUAUUUUUGAAUUUGAAACAGCUUCCGAAGAAAUUAUAGAUGCAAUAAAUGAGAUUAUAGAAAAGGAAUCGGGAGAAUCAAAUAAUGAUGUCAAACUACAACAAAUUUUAGAUGAAAUUAGAGCUUUAAGAGAACAGUUUGGUCAAAUGGGAUUAGAUCAAUGCAUCAAAUGAUGCUUGCAUGUUUUAUUUUGAUGGUCAACAAGAUUAUGUUUAUUGAAAAAAAUUACUUGAACCAUAAUCAAGAUUUUGAAAAAGGAAAUAUUUAUUUAUUUAUCGUUCGAUUAAGUUUAUUUAAAAAAAUGAUUGUAACUUUUUGUUAAUGGGAACCGGAACAGUAGCAAAUAAAGAAACCAAAUUUUGCAAGCUGUACAAGCUUCUU